GAACCACCCCAAAAUUAUUUCUUUGGUUCAAACCCACUAUUUUGAGGUCCCUAAGUAGCGUGGAAGCGUUGUUUGGGUCAUCCAACCAUUCGUUGUAUCCAAUUGCAAACCCUAGGCUAUUGUAAGGUUGAAGAAGAAAAGAUCGUGGGCAGCCCGAAGCAUAGUUUGGACUUAGCUUGAGUUGGAUCAUAUUGGAGAGCGUUUGAGGUACGGACGCACAGCCUGGUGAUCCACCUGUUUAGGACACCCUUUCUGCUAUUCGGAGUGCUCCUCUCUUUCCGGAGCUUAUGCUUUUGUGAUGCCUCCGAAAAAGGCGAUGGCCGCCCAGAAGAAAAAGGGCGUAGUAGGAGAGACCAGCCGGGCUCAGAAGGUUACUCGGACCCUUGCUCAGAUGAUGCGUGAUAUUACGUCCCGGCCAGCCGACUCUGCUACGUCUUCAUCGUCAGAGGAGUCUGGAGCAGCUUCACCAUUAGCUCCAGGGGCUCCAGCUCCCGCGCCUCUAGCUCCUCAGCCAGGGGCGGAGGACAGGACACUGAGAGAGGCUGUGCAGUUAUUGACCACUCUGGUAGCGGGACAGGCUCGCAGACGCGGGCGGAGAGAUGAUGAUGAUGACGAUAGGCGUGACAGCCUGAGGGUUCGAGAGUUCCUAUUAUGUGGCCCCCCAGAGUUUUUCGGGUCUAAGCCCGACGAGGACCCCCAUGACUUUAUUCGGGGGAUGCAGCGCUCACUAGACUUGGUCAGGGCUUCAGAGACUGAGUCUGUUGAGUUGGCCUCGCACAGACUACGGGAUGUUGCUGCUCACUGGUAUGAGUCCUGGGAGCUAUCCAGGGGUGAGGGUGCUUCCCCAGCUACUUGGGACGAGUUCGUGGCUGCGUUUACCCGCCACUUUUUGCCCCCAGAGUUACGGCAGGCGCGGGUUGAUCGAUUUUUGCAUCUGCAGCAGAGGGGUCGGAGCGUUCGUGAGUAUAAUUUGGAGUUUGAUUCUCUGGCCCGGUAUGCACCUGCCAUAGUAGCAGACAUGGCCGAUCGGAUGCACAGAUACGUGAUGGGGUUAGACCGUUAUUUGAUUAAUGGCUGUAUGGCGGUGGCAUUGCAGACAGAUAUGGAUAUCGCCCGACUACAGGCCUAUGCUCUGGGUAUGGAGGACCGACACAGGGCCGAUUAUUCCAACAGAGAUCGGGACAGGAGGCCGCCCAAGAGGGCCAGGUCCGCAGGGUAUUCUGGGGAUUUCCGAGGCAGACAGCCUCAGCAGCAGCAGCAGAGCAGAUAUCCUUCUCAAUCAUCACGGGGUACACCCCCACAGUUUACCCGCAGGAGGUCUGAGGGUGCCGGAUAUUCAGGGGCAGGCCCGAGCUCCAGGGCUUCAGGUUCACAGUUGGACAGAGGUUCCAGCAGUCAGAUGAGGCCACCCAGACCUUUGUGUUCCUACUGUGGGAGACAGCACCCGGGAGAGUGUUUCCGAGCUACGGGUGCAUGCUUUGUUUGCGGCCGUCAGGGCCAUCAGAUGAGAGACUGUCCGGCUAGAGGUGGUACAGGCAGUUCAGCUCAGUCUACCGGGUCGGCCGGUGGUUCAUCUUCAGCCUCGGUGGCGAUGCGCCCUGCGGGGCGAGGUACUCCAGCACCAGCAGGCCGCGGCAGGGGUCGUGGCGGAGCUUCGGGUUCUAGCGGUCCUUCGAACUGCAUUUAUGCCUUAGCCAGCAGACAGGACCAGGAGGCUUCGCCUAAUGUCGUCACAGGUAUAUUACUGGUUUUCUCUCGUGAUGUGUAUGCAUUGAUUGAUCCUGGUUCUACAUUAUCAUUUAUAUCUCCACUCGUUGCUGAUAAAAUUGGGAUAGAAUCCGAACCGAUAGAGCCUUUUGAGGUAGCUACACCAGUAGGGGAUUCUGUUAUAGCCAGUCAGAUUUAUAGAGAUUGUUCCGUGAUUAUCUGUGGCCGCUGCACUAAGGCGGAUUUGGUAGAGUUAGAUAUGAUCGAGUUUGACGUGAUUAUGGGUAUGGAUUGGCUAGCUUCUUGCUAUGCUAAUGUUGAUUGUCAAAAGAAGAUAGUCCGAUUCCAAUUCCCAGGGGAGCCAGUUAUAGAGUGGGCAGGUAAUACAGCUUCGCCGAGGGGUAAGUUUAUUUCAUACCUCAAGGCUGAGAAAAUGAUCAGAAAGGGAUAUAUUUAUCAUCUGGUCCGUGUUCAUGAUUUAGAGGCAGAGGCACCGACUCUUCAGUCAGUCCCAGUGGUUAAUGAAUUUGUAGAUGUAUUCCCAGAUGAGCUUCCAGGUCUUCCCCCCGAGCGGGAGAUAGAAUUUGCUAUUGAUUUGUUGUCAGACACUCAGCCUAUCUCUAUUCCUCCGUACAGAAUGGCACCUGCAGAAUUGAAAGAAUUGAAAGAGCAGCUGAGAGAUUUAUUGGAGAAGGGUUUCAUUUGGCCUAGUGCGUCACCCUGGGGAGCUCCGGUAUUAUUUGUGAGGAAGAAAGACGACUCGCUGCGGAUGUGCAUUGAUUAUUGGCAGUUGAAUAAGGUAACCAUCAAGAAUAAAUAUCCCCUCCCCAGGAUUGAUGAUUUGUUUGAUCAGCUGCAGGGUGCCAGGUACUUCUCGAAGAAAGACCUGCGAUCGGGUUACCAUCAGGUACGGGUACGAGAGGCUGAUAUUCCCAAGAUAGCAUUCAGGACCCGAUAUGGGCACUAUGAAUUCAGAGUCAUGUCUUUUGGGCUGACAAAUGCCCCAGCAGUAUUUAUGGACCUGAUGAAUCGGGUAUUCAGACCGUUCUUGGAUAUGUUUGUGAUCGUAUUUAUCGAUGAUAUUCUGGUUUAUUCUCGGUCAGAGGCAGAGCAUGCGGACCAUUUGAGGACGGUACUUGGCACACUUCGGCACCAGGAAUUAUAUGCUAAAUUUUCUAAGUGUGAAUUCUGGUUAUCUUCAGUGGCAUUUCUGGGACAUAUUAUUGGGGCUGAUGGCGUCCGGGUGGAUACCCAGAAGAUCGAGGCCGUAAAGAAUUGUCCUAGACCUACGACGCCGACAGAGGUGCGUAGCUUUCUGGGAUUGGCUGGUUAUUAUCGGAGAUUCGUGGAGAAUUUUGCUUCCAUUUCAGCGCCUUUGACAAGGCUGACUCAGAAGGGAGCUAAGUUUCAGUGGUCAGAUGCUUGCGAGCGUAGCUUCCAGUUGCUGAAAGAGAAGUUGACUACGGCUCCAGUACUGACUCUUCCGGAGGGUCCAGAUGGGUAUGUGAUUUAUUGUGAUGCCUCUGGUAUUGGUUUAGGAUGUGUGUUGAUGCAGCACGGCAGGGUGAUAGCUUAUGCUUCCCGGCAGCUCAGAAAACAUGAAAAGAAUUAUCCUACUCACGAUUUGGAGUUGGCCGCGGUCAUUCAUGCUUUGAAGAUAUGGAGACAUUAUUUAUAUGGGGUUCACGUUGACAUUUAUCUGCAUCCUUUCUUUGACUUCUUCAGUGCACCGGGAAGCCUGAACAUGCUCAAUCCUCACAUUGAUCUUCGUUUUUAAGAUUUUGUUAUGAACAUGUUUGUUAACUUCAACACCAACGGUGCGUUUAGUAACAUUCCAAAUACGACCAGUACGUCCAUGAUAGAACUGGCAUUACCUUGUGAAUUGCACCAUUCACUUUGUUAUCAACAUAAUCCCCAAUUUUGAAAAUCGUCAAAUAGGUUGAAAGAGGGAUGACACCCUUCUUUCUGAAGGCGUGUGAGAAUGAAUAUCGAGUACGAGAAAUCAAUCCAUGUCCGACCGGCAUUGUGUGUGUGUGUGUGACUGUGCGUAAAGGAAGCAACUGAAACCCUUUUUAGCAUAAAUGAUCAUCCCAUUUGAUAAGAUUACAGAAAGCAUGAUACUUUAAUUCAACGUAGUUCCGUUGUAUUCUUAGAUACCCGUGCUCUUCAAAUCAAUUUUUGCUUAAAAUAUUAAUUCAUCAAUCAAAUGACAGCAGCACUCUGUUUUUCAAAUAUUACUUCUCUUCUCACGGAUGGACUGUCCAGGAUUAAUUUAUGGUGAGUUUUUCUUUAUACUGCUUUUU
Molecule: messenger RNA, 4010 nt
Organism: Lycium barbarum (goji berry)
Lineage: Eukaryota; Viridiplantae; Streptophyta; Magnoliopsida; Solanales; Solanaceae
Exons: 4
Coding region: 299-3484 (1061 amino acids)
Molecular function (GO): nucleic acid binding; zinc ion binding
Source: RefSeq, a predicted model, not a curated record